This is a messenger RNA of Trypanosoma theileri, 1143 nucleotides long. Its product is annotated as translation initiation factor. Bases 1 to 1143 code for a protein of 380 amino acids. Gene Ontology annotation, cellular component: eukaryotic translation initiation factor 2 complex. Gene Ontology annotation, biological process: formation of translation preinitiation complex; translational initiation; formation of cytoplasmic translation initiation complex. The record is from RefSeq and is a predicted model, not a curated record. Gene Ontology annotation, molecular function: mRNA binding; translation initiation factor activity; translation initiation factor binding. Lineage: Eukaryota; Euglenozoa; Kinetoplastea; Trypanosomatida; Trypanosomatidae. The transcript has a single exon.
AUGAGUGAGGCACCAAAGGGAUUGGCGGGUGGUCGCCGUAGAAAGGUGGAGAAGGAUCAAUCCGACGAUGAGGAGGAAAACCCAACACUCCUGCAGAAGGACCAACAACAAACAAAAACAAAAGUCACUCGCUCCAAAGCCCCAAAGGCCACCGCCGCCACUUUUAAUGCCGUAUUGCCUGUACAUAAAGACCCCAUGGCGGCGAAUGAAACCACCGGUGUAGAUCCCACUAAUAAUAAUAAUAAUAAUAAUAUUAAUAAUAUUACUACUACUACUACUAUGGAUGCUAACAAGACAACAAGUACGGCUAAUGUGAAUACAACACAAAUGGGAAUGACCGCCGGGGGAAACGAACAUGUAGCGACGGCUCCCUCUCACUUCACUUCACCCGCCACUUUGGCAGAUGGAUCGGAAGAUAUCUUCGCUAUUGCGUAUGAUACCUACACCUCAGAGGAUCUCUACGCCUUGUUAAAGCGGUAUACACGACAGGAGGUGGAAAAGCGAAUGGUCGAACAUGAACAAAUACGUUCAAGUAAUCAACAACAACAAAUGCAGGUGGAGCGUUUCUUAGAUGCCGCACCCACUACUGCUGGACGUGUGGGCACCAGUAAUAAUAAUAACGGCAACAGCAAUAGCGCAGAGGAACUUGGUGGAUAUAUGUACAGUGUUAUGCUGCAGCGACUGUUUGUGGCGCUUAAUCGUAAUAAAGAGAGCAGUGCCAUGACGGAACGUAAUCAACUCCCAACACCACAGUUGGAGAGAAUUGGUAAAAAGAAAGUUAUCAUUACGAACUUUCGUCGUAUUUGUCAAGCCUUUCAUCGUCCUAUUGAAGAUGUAAAGGAUUACAUUGAAAAGGAACUUUCUGUUCGUGGUAACCUGGAUACAAAUGAUGGUCUUAUUCUUAAGUAUGAAACCCAAAAGGCCACAGCAUUUGAUAAGAUUAUUAUUAAAUAUUUGGAUGAGUAUGUGAAGUGUAAUUCCUGCCAUAAAAUUGAUACGACUCUCACAAAAGAGGGACGACGAAUGGAACUUCGCUGCAAUUUGUGUACAGCCACACGUACAGUGCAGGCAGUGGGAUCCGCGACCUUCAGUGCGCAGGUCGGAAAGCGAUCCAAGGCGAGAAUGCAGGCCUUGACUCUCUAA